Molecule: messenger RNA, 1212 nt
Organism: Exophiala bonariae
Lineage: Eukaryota; Fungi; Ascomycota; Eurotiomycetes; Chaetothyriales; Herpotrichiellaceae
Exons: 1
Coding region: 1-1212 (403 amino acids)
Molecular function (GO): 6-phosphogluconolactonase activity; protein binding
Source: RefSeq, a predicted model, not a curated record
AUGCUGAGUUCCUCCCUCCUUCUUGCGCUGACGACUACAGGAUCUGCGACUAACCUCUUCGUCUCCUCGUAUUCGGGAGAAAUUACCUCUCUAGCUUUAAGUGAGAGUAAUGGUACUGUAAGCCUCGACACCACCUUCUCCAACGCUGGAUGUGGUCCAAAUCCAUCGUGGCUCACGGUUGACCCGAGUCGAGGCCUGCUCUUCUGCCUCAACGAAGGGUUGACCUCACCCAAUGGCUCUUUGAGCUCUUUUACCAUCAAUCGCAACGGAAGCCUCACGCGCGUGCAGAACGAAACCACCAUUUCUGGCCCAGUGAGUGGUGUCAUCUACGGUAACUCUGCUGGGAAGCAAGCUAUUGGCCUCGCUCAUUAUACUGGCUCGUCACUAACCUCUUAUGAUCUCGACGGUGAUGGUCAAUUCCACUUUGGCGAGUCUUUCACCUAUAGCCUCUCGAAACCUGGGCCAGACGCGGCUCGUCAAGAUUCGCCUCAUCCUCACGAGGCCGUGACUGACCCGACCGGCCAGUAUAUCCUUGUACCCGACCUCGGAGCGGAUCUUGUACGCGUUUACGGCAUCGAUUUUGAAACGUUGAAUCUCACCGAACUGUCGCCAUUAAACGCUCCUUCUGGCUCCGGUCCUCGUCACGCUGCAUUCUACAACCCUUAUAGCGUAGCGAGCGAGGAUGCAACGACGUUCUUUUAUCUGAUUACUGAGCUUACCAGCACCAUCAUAACUUACUCAGUCACCUACUUGCCGAACGGGGGUGGUCUGACCUUCACUCAAACGGCACAAGUCAGUACCCUCUGGCUUCUCAACCACAACCGUAUCAACGCGCCCGCCGGAGUGCUGAUAUCCCCUGAUAACCGCUUCUUAAUUGUCAGCAACAGGAACAGUACACUUUUCUCACUCCCCAACCCCGACGCCUCUAAUAACACGCAAAUUCCCUCGGACACGUUCACGACGUUUGAGCUACAGCUGGACGGUCGACUCGUCUUUGUGCAGGCUUGGCCAUCCGGUGGUCUGUACCCACGGCAGUUCAGUAUCAAUCCCUCUGGUACUCUGAUCGCGGUGGGAAAUCAGCUAAGUGCAAAUGUGGCACUGCUCUCGCGUAACCCAGCGACUGGUUUGAUUGGAGAGCCACUUGCGAGGAUUCCAGUAAAGGGCAAUAUCACUUGUGUGGUGUUUGACCAGGCUGGUGCUGGCUCAGCUUAA